Molecule: messenger RNA, 858 nt
Organism: Haliotis rubra (blacklip abalone)
Lineage: Eukaryota; Metazoa; Mollusca; Gastropoda; Lepetellida; Haliotidae
Product: protein PFC0760c-like
Exons: 1
Coding region: 1-858 (285 amino acids)
Source: RefSeq, a predicted model, not a curated record
AUGAAAGUUCAUGAAACCCUUGAGCUCCAUACUGAUGAAACCCUCCAGAACCAUAUUAAUGAAACCAUCCAGGACCAGACUGAUGAAACCAUCCAGGACCAGGCUGAUGAAACCAUCCAGGACCAGACUGAUGAAACCAUCCAGGAUCAGACUGAUGAAACCAUCCAGGACCAGACUGAUGAAACCAUCCAGGAUCAGACUGAUGAAACCAUCCAGGACCAGACUGAUGAAACCAUCCAGGACCAGGCUGAUGAAACCAUCAACUACCAGACUGAUGAAACCAUCCAGUACCAGACUGAUGAAACCAUCCAGGAUCAGACUGAUGAAACCAUCAACUACCAGACUGAUGAAACCAUCCAGGAUCAGACUGAUGAAACCAUCCAGGAUCAGACUGAUGAAACCAUCCAGGACCAGGCUGAUGAAACCAUCAACUACCGGACUGAUGAAACCAUCAACUACCAGACUGAUGAAACCAUCCAGGACCAGACUGAUGAAACCAUCCAGGACCAGACUGAUGAAACCAUCCAGGAUCAGACUGAUGAAACCAUCCAGGACCAGACUGAUGAAACCAUCCAGGACCAGGCUGAUGAAACCAUCCAGGAUCAGACUGAUGAAACCAUCCAGGACCAGACUGAUGAAACCAUCCAGGACCAGACUGAUGAAACCAUCGACACCCUUCUACAAUCAACCAUGUAUAACUCGACACCCUUCUACAAUCAACCAUGUAUAACUCAACACCCGCCUACAAUCAACCAUGUACAACUCGACACCCAUCUACAAUCAACCAUGUACAACCCGACACCCAUCUACAAUCAGCCAUGUAUAACUCGACAUCCAUCUACAAUCAGCCAUGUAUAA